ACAAAAUGCCACCAACGCCUUUUAGUGAAGAACCUAUGGGAGCGUGGAUUGAACAGGUCCGGCUCCUUUCGAGCAGGCUCGAAAAUCCCGCCUACUUGCAAGUCUCCUCAUGAUGCAUAAUUGAGCUGCUGUGCUUCAAAUGCAAACACGGGACUUGGGAGCAGCAGGGUUAUCAUUUUUCCUUCACAAAGGAGAGAAAAUACAGCUAUGGAUCCACUCGUGGGUGCUAUUGACCAGGGCACGAGCUCAACGAGGUUUCUGGUCUUUAAUGCCAAGACAGCUCAAUUAAUCCUUCACCACCAAGUAGAAAUCAACCAAAGUUUUCCAAAGGAGGGGUGGGUGGAGGAAGACCCCAGGGAAAUAAUACAGUCAGUCUAUGAAUGUAUUGAGAAAACAUGUGAGAAACUUAGCCAGCGCAACAUUGAUAUUGGCAACAUAAAAGCGGUGGGUGUGACCAAUCAGAGAGAGACAACCCUAGUUUGGGACAAGCACACUGGAGAACCUCUCUAUAAUGCCAUUGUUUGGCUAGACCUUCGCACACAGUCCACAGUGGAGCGGCUCAUUGAUAAAUCACCAGGCAAAAAUAAGAAUCACCUUAGGCAUAAGACGGGCCUUCCCAUCAGUACCUACUUUAGUGCAGUGAAGCUACGUUGGCUGCUGGAUAACGUCGAAACGGUGCAACGGGCUGUGCAAAGCGGCCGCGCCAUCUUUGGCACGGUGGACUCCUGGAUCAUCUGGUGCCUGACAGGUGGCAGGAAUGGAGGAAUCCACUGCACAGAUGUUACUAAUGCCAGUCGGACCAUGCUCUUCAACAUUCACACUAUGGACUGGGAUCAUGAGCUCUGCAGUUACUUUGAUAUUCCAAUGGAACUUCUCCCCAAAGUCAAAAGCUCCUCUGAAAUAUACGGCUGGAUGAAAACAACCACCCUUGAAGGAGUUCCAAUCUCUGGGUGUCUUGGUGACCAGUCGGCAGCCCUGGUGGGUCAGAUGUGCUUGGAGGACGGCCAGACCAAAAACACGUAUGGGACGGGUUGCUUCAUGCUCCAAAACACAGGGAACAAGCCUGUGAUGUCAGAGCACGGCCUGCUGACCACAGUUGCCUACAAACUGGGAACAGAUCAGCCUCCUUGCUAUGCGCUCGAGGGCUCAGUGGCCAUUGCUGGGGCAGUCGUUCGAUGGCUCAAGGACAAUAUGGGCAUAAUACAAUCCUCCGCAGAGAUUGAGAAGUUAGCUGCCUCAGCAGGGACAUCUUACGGCUGUUAUUUUGUGCCUGCUUUCUCCGGGCUCUAUGCCCCAUAUUGGGAGCCCAGUGCACGAGGCAUCAUCUGUGGCCUCACACAGUUCACCAACAAGAGCCAUUUGGCUUUUGCUGCUCUUGAGGCUGUUUGCUUUCAAACCAGAGAGAUCCUCGAUGCAAUGAAUAUGGACAGUGGUGUACCUGUGGUGCAGCUGCAAGUGGAUGGAGGCAUGACUGCUAACAGAUUGCUGAUGCAGCUCCAGGCUGACAUCCUUGGCGUAUCUGUAGUGAAACCUUCGAUGUCAGAGACAACAGCUCUAGGAGCCGCCAUGGCAGCAGGAGCUGCAGAGGGUGUCAAAGUGUGGAGCCUGAGCCCAAGUGAUCUUCCUCACAUGACUUCUGAAAAAUACGAGCCUCAGAUCAAUACUGACGAGAGUGAGUUCCGCUUUGCUCGCUGGAAGAAGGCUGUCCAACGAUCCAUGAACUGGGAGACGACAGAGCCAGCAGGCUGCGGUGACAACGGUUUAGCCAAGGAGGUGAACAGCAUCCCUUGGGGGCUCUCUCCUUCACCUCCCUCUGUCAGAGUCGACCUCUAAAGAUAACCAGCAGAGACGUUGGAUGGGAAUAAAGGUGCUAGAUGCAGCCACUGCAGAGCUGUCACAUGACUCAUCAGCGGACAAUUGCCAGUUGGAAUGAAGAGUGGAAGCUGUGGAGCAAUGAGAAGGUUUCUCUUUUAUUUGGAAUAAGAGACCACUUCGAAUAAUACAUAAAGUAUUUUCUAGGCAUGGUUAUGACAGGGUUGGAGGGCGGGGCACAUUUGGAGGAUUGAUGGGCUAUGGUAGAUAUUCCAAGUUUGUUUAAAAUUGAAUCAGGAAUGUUGAGUGUAACAAAUAGAAAAUAGUACAGUGGCAUUUGUAUGCAGCAUAUCUGCAACUUUUCAGUUUCCCUGUGCAAUUGAUUGACAAGCACCUUUUUUUCAUCAGAUGGAAUGAAUUACAAAUUACUGUAUUAAAUGUUUUUUUAUUCUUUAACUCGGGGCUUCCACAUGAUCUCAAAUAAGUAAAACAAAGUCAUUCACUAUGCAAGGUCACGUGAGUUGUAUUUAAAUCCAACAUGUUUGCACUAAAGUUUUGUGGACAAAUAUAAUUAGUCAAGCAAACAUGGUGUGUGUGUAUAUAUCUAUCUAUAAAACAUCCAGGAAAUAGCCACAAAAUACAAUUCCUACAAAUUAGGAAGGAAAAAGAACCUUGAGAGCUAUUUUUUCUGAUACUCUGUCAAGGGACCAGUCCGGGCAUUCUGAUAACCCAAUUAACGA
Molecule: messenger RNA, 2552 nt
Organism: Syngnathus typhle (broad-nosed pipefish)
Lineage: Eukaryota; Metazoa; Chordata; Actinopteri; Syngnathiformes; Syngnathidae
Product: glycerol kinase-like
Exons: 20
Coding region: 208-1833 (541 amino acids)
Biological process (GO): triglyceride metabolic process; glycerol metabolic process; glycerol-3-phosphate biosynthetic process
Cellular component (GO): mitochondrion
Molecular function (GO): glycerol kinase activity
Source: RefSeq, a predicted model, not a curated record